Molecule: messenger RNA, 998 nt
Organism: Dendronephthya gigantea
Lineage: Eukaryota; Metazoa; Cnidaria; Anthozoa; Malacalcyonacea; Nephtheidae
Exons: 1
Coding region: 1-861 (286 amino acids)
Source: RefSeq, a predicted model, not a curated record
AUGUUUUUGAAUGAGGGGUUACCAAGAAUGUUUGCCGAUGAUACGAAUAUAAGUUUUCAAAGUAAUAACUUUGACGACCUCGAAAGAGUUAUGAAUACUGAACUUGAAAAAAAUAAAAAGUGGCUUAAUGUUAAUAAAUUAAGUUUGAACAUUGCCAAAACCGAAUUCAUGGUUAUCGGUUCUCGUCAAAGACUAUCAACUUUCGAUGACCAUGAUAUUAAUGUUAUUGUCGAUAAGAAACAAAUCGAAAAGGUAGAGAGUACUAAAUCACUAGGACUUUCUAUUGACGAAAACUUGACCUGGAAAAAACAUAUUGACGAUAUUUCUAAAAAAGUAUCAUCAGGAAUAAGUGCUUUAAAACGAAUAAGAAGUUUUGUCAACCAGGAUACAGCAGUUAGAGUGUAUCAGGGAUUAAUUGAGCCAUAUUUUUCAUAUUGUGCUCCUGUUUGGGACGGCAUUGGUAGUAAAUUGAGCGACAAACUUCAAAAACUCCAAAAUAGAGCUGCACGUGUUAUAACUUGCUCUCCCUAUGAUGCCUCCUCUAGCUCUGUUCUUGAAAAACUUGGUUGGAAUAACUUGCAUGUCAACCGUAAAAUGCAAAAAGCGAUUCUGAUGUAUAAAGUCAGGAACAAUUUAACACCUAUGUAUUUACAAGAUUUGUUUGUCACUAGAGUUAAUCACUAUAGUCUCAGAAAUACAAAUGGCAAACUAUUCGUUCCUAAACCUAAAACUGACUAUCUUAAACGUUCCUUCAGUUUUAGUGGAGCUUCAAUAUGGAAUAGCUUGCCUGAGCCCUUGCGUCUCUCUGAAUCUCUUUCUUCAUUUAAAAGAUCUCUAAGAAUUAAUUGUAAUUCUAUUUAGCUUAAUCCGACCCCCACACGGCAACCUGGUAGAACAGUAGUUUUUAUAUAUCGUUACAUAAUUUAUAUACUAUAGUUUAGAGUAAUUUAUCAUCUUUACAUGUAUUUUACUGAAUGGUUUACCGUGUUUUAAAUAAA